This is a messenger RNA of Populus trichocarpa (black cottonwood), 2068 nucleotides long. Its product is annotated as protein ACCELERATED CELL DEATH 6-like. Gene Ontology annotation, molecular function: protein binding. The coding region runs from base 16 to 1341 and encodes 441 amino acids. The transcript is spliced from 4 exons. NCBI's taxonomy places the organism in Eukaryota, Viridiplantae, Streptophyta, Magnoliopsida, Malpighiales, Salicaceae. The record is from RefSeq and is a predicted model, not a curated record.
AUCCCCAGAGAUGACAUGGAAAAUACAAAGAUAGAUAGUAAGUUAUAUGAGUAUGUGAAGCAGGACAAUAUUGAGGAAUUUAAAAGCCGCGUCCAGCAACGUUUAGCGGAGAAGCUAGUGACUCCCUGUGGGAAUACACUACUUCACGUAGCUGUAAGCUAUGGAAGUGACAAUAUUACAUCUUAUCUAGCUGGAACGUUUCCUUCUCUAAUCACCAUCCAAAACAGCCAGAAGGACACAAUCCUUCAUCUUGCAGCCAGAGAAGGAAAGGCCAGUCAUACAAUUAAAUCUCUUGUGGAAUCGAAUCCGAGCUUGAUGAGGAAGACAAAUACAAAGGGAAACACUCCUUUGCAUGAUGCAGUGAUCACCGAUAACAAAGAAGUUGCCAAACUCCUAGUUUCCAGAGAUCCAGAAGUGGCCUAUUACAACAACAAUAAUGGCAAGUCUCCUUUAUAUCUGGCUGUUGAGAAUGGCAAUAAGUACGGGAUACUUGAUGAUCUCUUGAAUUUGGGAGCUUCGUUCCCUAUAAAAAGUGAAAAUGGUGAUGCCCUACCAGAAGGAAAGUCCCCUGUUCAUGUUGCCAUCAAGCAACGUAACAGAGAUAUUUUGGAGAAAAUUCAAAAGGAACAGCCAGAGCUAUUACGUCUCACCGAGGAAGGGUUGGGAAAUUCACUGCAUUAUGCAUCAUCCAUAGGUUUUCUGGAAGGAGUUCGAUUGCUAUUAGAGAAGUUUCACGAUGGUGCUUAUGAAACCAACCUUGAAGGCAACUAUCCUAUCCAUGUAGCAUGCAAAAGUCACUCUGUUGAUGUAGUGAAGGAAUUUCUUGAUAUAUUCCCAUAUCCAAAAGAAUUCCUCAAUAAGAAAGGGCAGAACAUUCUUCACGUAGCGGCCACAUAUGGAAAUGGCAGUGUGGUUAGGUACAUACUCAAACAGGACCAGAAGCUCGUCGCACCGCUGCUAAAUGCGAUAGAUGAGGAUGGAAAUACACCUUUGCACUUGGCAGCAUUUUAUGGCCGAUGCACGGCUACAUUUCUUCUUGUGCGUGACAAUCGUGUUGAACAUUUCAUUGUUAACAAUGAAAAUUGGACACCAUAUGAGUUGGCUGAAGAACGUUCCAAAAUAUCUGAAGAGCAAUACAUAAAAACAGAUGAAAUGCGUGCCAAGGAACGAAAGCAGUUUGAUUCAAAGAAUAGCACCCCUGCGCUCGAGAUCAAGGACAAAGAAGUUGAUUCAAAUAAGAUGGAUACAAAAAAGGCAUCACCAAGGGACGAAAUAAGGGUUGUGUAUUUACGAUUGGUAUUAUUGCUUCUUCUUUUUUCCUUGCCAUCCCUAAUCUUUUAACAAAACAAUUGAUUUAACUCGUAAACCAUUAUAUUAAAAAAUUCUAAACCAUUCCAGAAAAUUACUUGUUCUGGGAAAGGCAUUCGAAGGUUAACGUUUUUGGAUGCAAUUGAGGAAGUGCCAAGAACUCAUUAAACAAUUAAGUUUUUUCCCCCGUGCUAUAUAUAUAUAUAUGCAGGUGACAACAGUAUCGAUCUUAUUCUUCAAUGCCUGCCCUAAGAAAUCCCUCAAGGAGCUUUUCCCUGUUACUCGACUACCCAUGUCACGAGCAAAAGAGGAAAUGAAGAGCAUGGUAGGGAGUCUUCUGGUGGUAACAGUUCUUGUUGCUGGUGUAACCUUUGCAGGUGCUAUACAAUUGCCACAAUUAAGGGAUAAAAAUAACUCAAGUGAAUUCAACAGCACUUAUGAGAAUCUUCUGUGUGGUUAUUUAUUUCUCGAUGUGGGGGCUUUAUCUACCUCUCUGGUAGCAGCUCUAAUCCUUCUCUGGUCAAACUUUAAUUAUCCCAGAUAUCAAAUCCCUGCAGUUCAGAUUUCAACCUCCAUGGUUUGUUUGGCUAUUAUCAUGAUGUUCGGAGCAUUCUUUUUUUCUGUGAGAAUAGCAUUGCUAGGAUCCCAUGGUGGGUUGUUAACAAUCAUCGUAGAAGUGGUGGCCGUUAUGUUUUUCUUUGCUCAGGCAUGCUUUGUUUUUCCUUGGAUUAUCCCGCUAAAUUUCAACUAUGUUCUUCUA